AUGAUCUACAAGCAUGGCCUUCCAAGAUUGAAGGCAUCUAAAGGCCUCCACAGCCAAGGCCUUCUCCACCGUGACAUCAAGGCCGGUAAUAUUGUUGUCGAUUCCAAUGGUUCCAUCAAGCUCACUGACUUUGGUGUCUCUGCAUCCAUCUACGAAGCGUCUUCUUCCUCCUAUUCCAUGUCAUCUCUUUCUUUAUCUUUCUUCAACGACGUUACUGGCACACUCUACUGGAUGGCGCCUGAGGUCAUACACUCACAUGUAGGUUAUGGGUUCAAGGCCGAUAUAUGGUCUUUCGGUAUCACUACGUUGGAGCUAGCACAUGGCCGUCCACCCCUCUCUCACCUCCCACCCUCUAAAUCGCUGGUGGUGAGGAUCACUAACCGCUUCAAACUCAACUACGAAGAUGAUCACGAUGAAGAAAGUGUCAUCGGCAAGAAGAAGAACAAGAAGGAUAAGAAACCAAGAAAGAAGUUCUCGAAGGCAUUCAAGGAAAUGGUUGCUUCUUGCCUCAUGCAAGAUCCAUCAAAGAGGCCAUCUGCCGAGAAGCUGCUCAAGCAUCCUUUCUUCAAGAACUGUAAGUCGUCUGAUUACCUUCUCCGGAAUGUACUGCAAGUAUUGCCUAUAGUGGAAGAAAGGGUAAGGGAGUACUUAUUAGUUCCUCCAACAUCCACAUCUAUACAAGAUGAUGAUGAUGAGGACGACGGUAUGUUGCCGCUUAUCAAAAACAGAAGGAUUAGUGGAUGGAAUUUUAAUGAAGAUGUCUUCCAGUUGGAUCCUGUUUUCCCAAACGAUAAUUGGCAAGAUAAUGUUAAAAAAGUUCAGUUCACGGAGGAGAAGGAAGGCGGCGAUAAAGGUAGCACUCAUCAAGAAGGGUCUCCUUCCCCUACUUCAUUUUCUUUAGAAGAAAAUGAUCGAGAUAGCGAGGCUGGGGGCCAUGAAAAGGACAAUGCCAAGAAGAGUGAUGGCAAUGACGACAACAACGAUGAUGAAAAGGAUGGUAAUUAA
Molecule: messenger RNA, 1005 nt
Organism: Magnolia sinica
Lineage: Eukaryota; Viridiplantae; Streptophyta; Magnoliopsida; Magnoliales; Magnoliaceae
Product: serine/threonine-protein kinase BLUS1-like
Exons: 2
Coding region: 1-1005 (334 amino acids)
Biological process (GO): protein phosphorylation
Molecular function (GO): ATP binding; protein kinase activity; protein serine/threonine kinase activator activity
Source: RefSeq, a predicted model, not a curated record